GCACCUGAGGACCUGCUAUAAAGAGGCAGAAAGUGAACCUACAGUCACCUUGCUGUUUAUAAAAAUGAGGUGGAUUAUCCUUGCACUCGCCUUUGGUGUUGUGGGAAGCCAGCAACUACAGUACGAGCCAUUUUUCAAUCCAAAGAAAGUUUACCUUUACCAGUAUCAAGGGGUCAUUUUUACGGGCCUUCCAGAAAAAGAACUGACUAAAGGAGGUCUUAAGAUCACCAGCAAAGUGGAAAUCAGUGCAAAGGGGCAGAGGAACUAUGUCCUCAAGCUCUUGUCACCUGAAAUCCAUGAGUUCAGUGGGUCUUGGCCGGAUGAGGAGUUCAUUCCGUCUCGGAAACUGACUCGGAAGUUGACUCCCCAGCUGACCCAGCCAGUCAUAUUUGAGUACAACUGGGGGCGAGUUGGAAAUCUCUUUGCCCGUCGAGGCAUUUCUGAAAACGUCCUCAACAUCCAACGGGGCAUUCUCAACAUGCUUCAGAUCAGCAUUAAGAGGAAUCAGAACAUCUAUGAGUUGCAAGAGAAUGGAUUGGAAGGCGUCUGUCUCACGAGUUACACCAUCCAAGAAGACAAGAAAGCCAAGCAUAUUACCAUCACAAAGUCCAAGGAUCUGAAUGCCUGCGAGGAAAAGAUCUCAGAGUCUAAGGGCAGUGAUUACUUCCAGCAAUGCGAAACCUGCCAAAUGAAAGGCAAGAAUCUCCGAAGUGUUUCCACGUAUACCUACAUCUUGACAAGUGUGGAGCAGGGAGCGGAGGUUGCUGAAGUUGUCAGCAAAGAAUCCCAUCAGUUCACACCAUUUAAUGAGCUCGAUGGUGUAGCCAGCACUGACUCAAGGCAACACCUCUACUUGUUGGAUUUCAAAAAUGAGUCAUUACCCGUGCCCAUAAACUCGAUGGAAAAGAGAGGAGGUCUGAAAUACCAGUUUUCCAAUGAGCUGAUGCAAAUGCCAAUGCAGUUUGUCAAGCCCUCAUAUAGUGACUCCAAGGUUACCAAGAUGCUGGAAGAGUUGAUGCAAAAGAACCAGGUCAAAGUGCAUCCUGAUACUCCCCAGAUGUUCCUGUAUCUGUCCCAGCUGCUGCACUCUGCAAACCUGGCCAACCUUCAAAGCCUGUGGGAUAAGAACGCAAACAAACAGAGUAACAGGCAGUGGAUUCUGGACAGCAUCUCCAUCACUGCAACUCAAGAUGCUAUUCAAUUCAUCCGAAACAAAAUUGAACAGGACGAACUUUCGCAGAUCGAGGCAGCCCAAGCACUGUUUUUUGUCCUGCACUCCAUCAAACCUGACUGUCACGGUGUGGACAAUGCUACGGAAUUUCUGUCCAGCCCUUACAUGAACAAGAACCCCUUCCUUCGCAAAAUCACCUUGCUCUCAUAUGGAUCUUUGGUGCAGAAAUACUGCUCGAGAGUCCAGAUUUGUCCUGACCAGGCUAUCAAGCCAAUCCAUGACCUUGUAGUUGAAGCUGGCAGCAGGGGUCAUGAAGAAGAAAUAAUCCUGGCUCUCAAAGCCAUUGGCAAUGCAGGCCAGCCAGCCAGCCUGAAGCGCAUCCAGAAGCUCCUGCCAGGAUUCAGCAGUUCUGCCAACAGCGUCUCAAACAGAGUCCAGAUGGAGGCUGUGAUGGCCUUGCGUAACAUCGGCAAGAGGGAGCCACGCAAGGUGCAAAACAUCGCCAUGCAGUUACUUAUGAACAAAAAGAACCGUGCAGAAAUGCGAAUAAGGGCCUUUAUUGUGUUGGUGGAAACCAAACCAUCCAUGGCCUUGGUGGCCACAGUGACUGACGCAUUGAUCAGAGAGACCAACUUGCAGCUGACCAGCUUUGCCUAUUCCUACAUGAAAUCACUGUCGGGAACCUUAGUGCCAGAGCAACAAUCACUGGCUGCCGUUUUCAACACCGCAGUCAAACGACUGAGUCGGAAGUGCGACACUCUCAGUUACCAGUACAGCAAAGGAAUACACUUUGGCUUGUUUAGUGAUUGGUUUCUGGCUGGAAUCGAUACCAACCUUUAUUUACUGAAGAAAUUAGAUGGUAUUCUUCCAACUUCAGCCAUAGCCAACUUCAGACAUUAUGGCCUUGGAGCUCUCAUGGACUUUCUGGAGGUUGGUAUCCAUGUCGAAGGAAUAGAACAAGCCUUUUCAAAGAGCAAACCAGCCUUCUGGAAGGGACCGAAGAAAAACAGCACGGAGCGGAUUUUAGAAAAGGUGUCUGAUUGGAAAUCGAUGCCCGCAAUUAAACCAUCGGUGAGCGUUUACAUCAAACUGUUUGGCCAAGAGAUCACUUAUGGCGAGCUCAACCAGAAUGAUAUUCAAGAAAUCAUGAAGAUGAUUAGCAACCAAGGAAAACUGGAUGGACUUCUCAGGAAAAUUAUCAACCAUCUUCAACGUGGGAUUUCAAUGAAAUGUACCAAAUCCUUGCUGGUAUCUGAGGUUCGACACAUGGUGCCAACAUCACUUGGUCUCCCCUUGGAGCUGGCCUUCUAUUACACUACUGUGUCAGUUGUACAAGCACACGCCAAGGCAAAGUUCAUUCCAUCCCUUUCCAACACAACAUUGUCUCGCGUCCUCAACAGUACCAUUCAUCUCGAAUCUCAGCUCACUGCCAGUUCCGUGAAAGAUGUCAAAGGAAUCAUGGGAAUAAACAGCCCUAUGAUCCAGACUGGAGUGGAAGUUCAGCUGAAGACCAGCACUGUCAUCCCACUGAACUUCACUGCAAGAAUAAGCUACAAAAAGAGGAACAUUAAAAUUGAGUCACCCCCUCUGCAACAGGAAAAUCAGCUGUUUUCUGUCAGCACCCAAGCAUUCGCAUUCUCAAGAAAUGCUGAAGAGCCCGCUGCAGAGAACAGGAUCCCAUUGCUUCCGAGUGAGGAGUCUGUUCUGAGGAUCAAAGCUCUCCGAUUGGCAAAGAAUUCAACCGUGAAUCACAAAGUGAUGGACAAAGUGCUGCCUCUUGCCAUUGUCCCAGGGUCUGUGUGCUCUGCUGAAGAGCUUCCGGACACCCCAAGGCAGAGUGUCUAUCACAUCUGCAUGACAGUCAAAACCUUUGGAUUUGAAGUUUGUUAUGACACCAGCACGGAAAAAUCUGACUUCCCCACUAACUCUCCCUUGUACGAAAUGGUCGGCAAGAAAGCAUUGGAUAUCACAAUCAAACCAGUUCCUACUGACAUUCCAAUCAAAAAGGUGCGGAUCGAACUACAAAUGGAUGAGUCCCUCACAAGAGUAAAUCACCUGUUGAUGAGAAGCAACUGGACUAAUGCAAAUUCCUCGGAAAAAAUGCAAGCUGAGGGCAAGUUGGUCCUUCUCAAGCUAAAGAAAAUCCUCCAAGGUAAAAAGCAGCACCAGAGUACAGAUGGAAAUGCCUUCCAGCUUCAUUUCAAGCCAUCUUCUAUUAACACGUCACAAAACAAACAAUUAAGUUCAUUCGAAACCAGUUUUGACACAACAAUGAGUUUCUCCAGCUCUGAGUUUCUUCUUUCAUCUUCAUCUUCAUCUUCAAAUUCACUGGAGCAGUCCACAUUCCUUGGAGGUUUAAUGCCACUGAUACUCACUUUGUUCACUCGAGCCAUUACCACCGAUAAUAAAGAGAAAGGCUACCAGACGAAAUUUUCUGUGGACAAUUUAAUGGACAUACGAUUAUGGCAAGUUGUUGUGGACGAACUUCAGGAUGGUGGCAACUGGAAAGUCUGUAUCAAUGCAGAGUUUCCCUAUGAUCGCCUGGCAUUGGGAACACUGAGAUGGGGCCAGGAUUGCCAGGACUACAAGAUUACAGGAAAAGCAAGCAUGGGUCACGUAAGGAUUCAUCCUGCUGUUCUGCUCAAGGCAAAGUGGGACAGGAUUCCACAGUCCCUGAAAGAUACUGCCCAAGUGAUUGGUGAUCACCUGGCCAGGAUUCUCUUCCUGUUGGGAUUCUCCGAAAGGCACAUAAAGGGAACACCUCAUCAAAUAUCUGCCGUUUUGGCCGCAACAUCUCAACGAACCCUUGAUAUCAUGCUCAAAGACUCUAAGCAUGUAUACAGCCGAAAAGCCCUCCUCAUCCCAGCGUCUCUCCCAUUUGACGUCAAAUCCCCCUCAAUGCAUCCGAAAGGGUUUCACUUUCUUCCUUAUUUACCAGUCAUGUUCUCAGCAACUUCCACAGCUGAGUGCACGGUUGUCCAAGACAUGUUCACGCCAUUUAGUGAGAACAGUUUUAAAUAUAAAAUGCCUGAAGGAUGUUCCCACAUACUCGUCCAGGACUGUACCUCAGACAUGAAGUUCGUAGCACUGAUAACUCGUUAUGCAGAAUUUCUGACCUUACAGUUAAAUUUGCAUUUCAGCAUAAUAAAGAUAGAGUCCACGAUGACAGGAGAUCUCCUGCUGACAAUUGAUGGAAACAAAGUACCAAUCGAGAGCCUGCCAGUCACAAGCUUAAGGUCCUUGUCCAUUGAGCGGAGUGACAAUGGUCUGAAGAUAAAAGGCCCUGAACUCGGCCUUGAAGGUCUCUUCUUCGAUGGCAAAAUGAUUAAGGUGACCGCAAUGCCAUCGAUAAUUGGGACCACUUGCGGAUUAUGCGGGCAAGGCAGCACCCAAGGGAGUAACGAAUAUCAGCAACCAAACCGACGUAAAACCAAGGAGAUUCUCAAGUUCACACACUCUUGGCUCAUACCCAGAGAACAGUGCAAUGACACCUGUAAACUAAUAAAACAACGUGUGAAACUCGAUAAGCCAGUCAAAAUACUUGGGAAAGAGACACAAUGCUACUCAACGGAACAAAUAGUGGAUUGUGAUCAUGGAUGUUCACGAGUUAAGACUGUCCCAAUCAACUAUAGUUUCCAUUGCAUACCAAUAGAUUCGCACACAAGCCCUACAGAUGAACAGCUGAAAUCUGCCACCUUUGCCCAGAAGAGUGAGGAUAUGAUAAUCCCCUUUGAUGUCCCUGUUGAAUGUUCAUGCAGUUCAGAAUGUAAAUAAGUAGAGCACUGGGAACUUCUCUCUAAUUGGUUCAAAGCACAUGCCUUAGGUACAAGUUAGAGGGGGAAAAUAAUUUAAUGAAACAAAAAUGCACCUAAUAAAUUUUUUAAAUGAGUUAGUUUUAGACACAUUGAAACAUUUGUUAGUUGAAUUCAAUAAAUCUGCAUUUACCGAGCAAAAUGAUCUAAUCAUUGUGAAUAGAAUUUGAUUAUCGAUUGCAACCUUGCUUAAAGUGGCAGAGGACACUCUGCUCAAGAACCUCAACAGGCCGAAGAUCAUCUGCAGGGGUAGUGGAAUUGUUGUUGUUUCAGGUCACGAUGCUGCGUCAGGACCUACAUCAAAAAAUUCCUUUCUCCCAAAAGAGUUCAAAAUUCAAAGUACAGUAAAUAUUUUAUCAAAGGACAAUACAUACAUGUCACUAUAUGCUAACCCUGAGAUUAAUUCACAGUAAAUGCAAAGAAACACAAUACGAUGAAAAACUGCACACAAAGACGGACAAACAAAUAACGUGCAAAAGACAAUAAAUUGUGCAAAUUCAUAAAAGAAAAAUAGCAAUAUAAUAAUUAAUAAAUAAAUAAAUGAUAUUGAGAACAUGGGUUUCAGAGUCCUUGAAAGUGAGUCGAUAGGUUAUGGUCCAAGCAGUAACAAGAGAAAAUCUGCAGAUGCUGGAAAUCCAAGCAACGCAAACAAAAUGCUGGAGGAACUCAGCAGGUCAGGCAGCGUCUAUGGAGAAAUGUACAAUUGGUGUUUCAGGCUGAGACUCUUCAUCCGGACUAGAGGAAAAA
Mobula hypostoma (lesser devil ray) is the source of this 5730-nucleotide messenger RNA. Its product is annotated as vitellogenin-like. The record is from RefSeq and is a predicted model, not a curated record. Lineage: Eukaryota; Metazoa; Chordata; Chondrichthyes; Myliobatiformes; Myliobatidae. Gene Ontology annotation, biological process: lipid transport; response to estradiol; cellular response to estrogen stimulus. Bases 65 to 4945 code for a protein of 1626 amino acids. Gene Ontology annotation, molecular function: lipid carrier activity. The transcript is spliced from 34 exons.